Thamnophis sirtalis is the source of this 854-nucleotide messenger RNA. The record is from RefSeq and is a predicted model, not a curated record. NCBI's taxonomy places the organism in Eukaryota, Metazoa, Chordata, Lepidosauria, Squamata, Natricidae.
GGACCAUGAAAAGUUUCCUCCAAAACGAGAGAGAUGCGUCCCCCUUGGAAACGUCAGCCUGUCCUUUGCCUCCAAAUCGGGACGAGAAAUCGAAAAUAAUUGCUCGUCUGAAGGAAUCCUUUUCUCGGGGGAAAACACCUGCUUUUCAGGAGGCCAAGAAAGCCCAACCAAAUCAUGUGCCUGCCAGUCAAGGACUGCUCCAGAUGUUCGCCGGUUUUUCAGCCUCUUCCCGAAAGAAAAUUCUUCUCCAUGAGGAAUCUGAAGAUGGAAGCGAGGUGGAUGGGAGGAAUUCCCCGCUUGCAGGCCGGAAGUUGGAGAAAUCGGACGAAGAUACGGAUUCUGGUUUGGGGAGCAUCUCCGCCGAGUCAGAUGGGGGUUUGAGCAGAACCCCAGAAACCGCUGUCCACUUUAGAACCGAAAGCGCUGCGGGUUCUUCCGGUGGAGAACCCCGUCUUUUUAGCGGCGAAAUCCAGAGCAGCGAAGGUGGAUCUGGCGGGGUUUUCUGGCCCUCCGAACCAAACCAGAGCGAAGGCGACGGCUUUGCUAGACAAGCCACUUCGUCCCCCAAAGCAAAACGUUUUAAGAUCCGUCAACCUCUUUCCCCAAAAGCCAAUUUCUCGGCGAUGACCUCUGAGCAGGACUCCGGCGCCCAGCCCUUGUACGACGUGCCGGUCAAAACGGCAAGGAGGACGGUGUCUUUAGCCGUGCCUUGGAGCACCUUAACGAACCGAAUCCAGAAGCAACUGAAGCGCCAGGAGACCGAAGGAGAAAUGUUGAAAUUCAGAAAAUUCAGGGCAAAGAUUAACCCGGGAGAAAACAAAACGGCGGAGGAUGAAUUGAGAAAGGAAAUAAGG